AUCCUGGCCUAGGGAGGUCUUCACCGUAGGUUUGCAGGUCUGCGAUCUCAGGUGGCAUUUCCCGAGCACCUAAAGCCCCAGACUCGAACUCCUCUCUCAAGAAGGGCGAGAAAAGGCUCGUGAGAGGCAGAGCCGACCACAGGCUUUGAGACCUCUGUGAUCUGCUGCGGGGGAGGCUGAAAGGGAAAAGUCUUGUGUGGAGUCGUUCAGGAGGUGUGGAUGCGACCUUGGCCUUGUGGCCAGAAUGUAGGUUAGAGACAGGGCAUCCUGAAAGCGGGAUGUCGUCUCUCUGCAGGCGUCGUCAAGGUUAUGGAUGAAGUCUAGAGCAAAAAGAAAAUGGGAUUUCAUAGGAGCUGUACGUAAUCUCUUGAAGGCAUGUAGCUAUGCGGAUCCAAACCAGGACACUUUUAAGAGUGAAAAAUGGCACCGGAGCAACAGGCCUAAGCCAGGACUCUCUCAGGCAAACUGUGCCCUGUGGGGACCCUAACUGUAGCUCCUCCCUAUUGGCCCAUUUAGAAGGAGCCUCCCAUCCUGGGCCCAGCAGGGUUUAUCCACCUACUCAUUAAUCACAUACAAGAGAAGAGACGUUUCUCCAGCUCGGAAAAUCAUCGGUGCUGCUUCCAGGCAGAGAGUGGACUGGAUGUUGAUGAGCCUCAAAUUCGUUUUGGUCGUCUCUACCUGUAUAGUUUCAAUGAGGACAGCUCUUCUUGCCCCCUGGUUGAGGUCCAAAGAAGAGAUACUUCGGCGAUCCUGGACAUGAAAUGGUGCCACAUUGCUGUGGCCGGCCAUGCGCUCUUGGGAGUGGCACAGGCUGCUGGGUCCAUAGAGCUACUCCGCUUGGUGCGAUCCGAGAACUCUUACACACUACAGCCGUUCUCCUGCUUUGCCCUGGAAAAGCAGUGUCUGGCCUUGUCCUUGGACUGGUCCACUGGGAAAGCCGGAAGAUUUCCCCACUGCUUCCCUGUGUCUAGGGCCGGUGACCAGCCCUUGAAGAUCAUUAGCAGCGACUCCAGUGGGCAGCUCCAUCUCCUGCAGGCGUACCAGGCAGGGCCAGGAAUGCAGGCCGUGGGCACGUGGCAGGCCCAUCACUUUGAGGCCUGGGCUGCUGCUUUCGAUUACUGGCAGACGGAAGUCGUGUAUUCAGACCACGUUCAUCCCCCAUCCGUCGUGUCUGAUACGGGGAUCUGUGGUGUGCUCAGUGGGGACGAUGGCCUUCUGAAAGGCUGGGACACCAGGACCCCUGGCACACCCGUGUUCACAAGCAGGAGACACUCCAUGGGCGUGUGCAGCGUCCAGAGUAGCCCCCAUUGCGAGAACGUCUUGGCCACGGGAAGCUACGACGAGCACGUUCUUCUCUGGGACACUCGGAGCGUGAAGCAGCCGUUGGCGGACGUGCCCAUGCAGGGCGGGGUGUGGAGGCUCAAGUGGCACCCUUUCCACCACCACCUGCUCCUGGCAGCGUGUAUGCAUGGUGGCUUUACAAUCUUCGACUGCCAAAAGGCAAUAGAGGAGAAUCAGGAAGUGCUCCCAGUCACUCUGUCCUACACCUUGCCCAACUCGCUGGUGUAUGGAGUCGACUGGUCCUGGCUGUACUUCCGCCGCUUGCCGCAGACCCAUCCGUCAUUCUGCUUGGGGUCCUCUCCUGGCAGCGACCCAGGAGGCAAAACAGCAGACCCAGUCUGUUCCCUGAAGGAUGUGGCCCAGUCGCCAGCACCCUGUUUUGAGCGUUUAGCUGAUGCUGAUGGAGAGGGUGGUACCAAACACCAGAGUGGAGGCAAGCUGAAGACUCCUCUCCAGCCCUUUGCAGAGGACAAGGACGGCGGCCGGCUGCGUGCCUCAGGGGUCCAGAUCUGUGAGCGUGGCCACUCUCUGGAGGCAGCUGACUCUGACGUCAGCCUUGUAGCCACUUGCUCCUUUUAUGAUCAUGUUCUUCACCUCUGGAAGUGGGAGAACAGCUGAGCUAGGGCAGUUACUUGGUUUGACAUCAUAAAGACCAUUUCCACCAAUAAAACCAAGAGUAUGUCUUUAUCUUUUCUGAGAAUGAAGU
Balaenoptera musculus (blue whale) is the source of this 2047-nucleotide messenger RNA. RefSeq names its product diphthamide biosynthesis 7 (gene DPH7). Lineage: Eukaryota; Metazoa; Chordata; Mammalia; Artiodactyla; Balaenopteridae. Gene Ontology annotation, molecular function: protein binding. The record is from RefSeq and is a predicted model, not a curated record. Bases 757 to 1959 code for a protein of 400 amino acids. The transcript is spliced from 10 exons.